Helianthus annuus (common sunflower) is the source of this 2903-nucleotide messenger RNA. RefSeq names its product diacylglycerol kinase 1. Bases 549 to 2756 code for a protein of 735 amino acids. NCBI's taxonomy places the organism in Eukaryota, Viridiplantae, Streptophyta, Magnoliopsida, Asterales, Asteraceae. The transcript is spliced from 8 exons. The record is from RefSeq and is a predicted model, not a curated record. Gene Ontology annotation, molecular function: ATP-dependent diacylglycerol kinase activity.
UGACAAUGUAUAGUUAGUUAUGUGUCCCCAUGCUACGGAUCCGCCGCGGGACCGCCACGUAUAAACCGGGGAUUGAUCUCCCGGUCUGGCGCGCACAUAACACUCGAAAGAAUCUGAAUCUUCUUUUCUUCUCCAGAACAAGAAGAAGAAACAUUUCCAUAUACGCAUAAUAUAUCCAUCUAAAACCCACAGAUCUAUCUAUCUAUCUAUCUUUGCGUGAUUCACAAGUCUUCUUUCUUUCCGGUUAGGGUUUAAUCUUCUCACUCUUCCAAUCCAGCCUUCUUUUCUUCUAUUUCUCCGAUCAUUCAUGACGCACACAUACGCUUUUUGUGAUAUAUAGUUGUUAUCAAGCUCUUAGAAAAAAAAUCUUGGUUUAUCUCAUCCAAAUUAACUUUCGAAGACUUGAGUGUUGAAGAUUGCAGGAGGACCUGAGAAUGUUUUAAACUUAUCGUGUAAUCUUUAUAUCUUGAUAUCUAUACAUCUGUUACUCUGAACACCGACAUUAUUUGUAUUAGGUGUGCUAGAUGUAUAAUACCUGAAAUUAGCGAAUGGAUGACUACGGACAACCCGAGAUUUUGCCUUCAGCAUGGAUAAACAAGGAUCCAUUUGAAUUAGCAGAAUCACAUGUCUUCAUCAUCGCAUGUUUUGUCGCUGGGGUUAUCGGUAUCCUAACUAUUGUAUAUACCGCUUUCCAAUGGAGAAGAAACAUAAGUCUAAGUUUAAUGAAAGCUACCGCAAGAAAAAAGAAGGAUCCUAAGUCAAGAAGCAAGGUUCCUCUAGCCGCUCAUACCUGGUAUCUGGAGCCUGGAUCGCGUGGGAAAAACUUACACUGUUGUGUGUGCUUAAAAUCACUUUCAUCCUCUCAGACUCGUGGACCAAUGGUGGGUUCGGGUUCAGAUAGUUUUAUUCACCGUUGUCGAAUAUGCGGGGCUGCAGCUCACCUCAGUUGUUCAAGAAAGGCUCACAGAGAUUGUAAAUGUGUAUCUAUGAUUGGGGCUACUCAUGUCCUGCACCUAUGGGCUAUACGGUGGACCGAGGUGGUUGACCAACCUGAUGAAAUCUCGUUUUGCAGCCAUUGUGAAGAGCCAUGUAGCGCUUCUUUUCUUGGUGGUUCGCCAAUAUGGUGUUGCUUAUGGUGUCAACGAUUGGUUCAUGUUGAUUGUCAUAGUAGUUUUUACAGUGACACAGGUGAUGUUUGUGAUCUGGGCCCGUUUAGAAGGUUGAUUGUGUCACCCCUUCAUGUUAGGGAAUUGAGCCGGACUUCAUCCAGUGGAAUCUUGAGUUCCAUUACUCAUGGUGCUAACGAGAUUGCAUCUUCAGUGCGGGCGAGUAUUAUAAACCAAAGUAGGAAAACUAAGCAAGGAAAUGAAGUAUCUGUCGAAAGCGUAGAGGAAUCUUCUACAGAAAGCACAACUGACCAUAAUUUGGUAAAUGAUGCCACAAAUAGAACACAAGAAAAAGAAAACUACAAUGGGAACAUGAACAUGAACACAAAUGGUAUAAGUCAAAACCAAGAUGGUGAUGUGGUCAACAAGUUAGGUAGAAAGUUGAGUAUUAAAAGAAGCUUAUCAGAUAGUAAAAAUUACGAGUCCUAUGUAGCAGGGAUGAAACAUAAAUAUGAGUUGACUGAUUUGGGUCCAGAUGCAAGGCCUCUUUUAGUCUUCAUUAACAAGAAAAGUGGUGCUCAAAGAGGAGAUUCACUCAGGCUUCGGUUGAAUAUACUCUUGAACCCUAUUCAGGUUUUUGAGUUGAGCUCAACAGAGGGGCCUGAAGUCGGUCUUUAUCUAUUUAGAAAAGUACCCAAUUUCAGAGUUCUUGUAUCUGGCGGUGAUGGGACGGUUGGAUGGGUGCUGGACACAAUUGAAAAACAGAAUUUUGUUUCUCCGCCACCUGUCGCUAUUCUGCCAGCUGGAACCGGAAAUGACCUGGCGAGAGUUUUAGGUUGGGGAGGUGGUUUGGGAUCAGUGGAUAGACAAACUGGCCUCUGCACAAUGUUGCAUGACAUCGAACAUGCUGCUGUAACCCUUCUUGAUCGUUGGAAGGUUUCCAUAACUAACCAAAAGGGUAAACAGCUUCGAGCACCGAAAUUUAUGAAUAAUUAUCUUGGUGUCGGAUGUGAUGCAAAGGUUGCUCUAGAAAUCCACAAUAUGAGGGAGGAGAAUCCGGAGAAAUUUUAUAACCAGUUUAUGAAUAAAGUUUUGUAUGCUAGAGAAGGUGCUAGAACUAUUAUGGAUAGAACAUUUGCGGAUUACCCUUGGCAAGUUAGAGUGGAGGUAGAUGGCGUUGAUGUUGAGGUCCCUGAGGAUGCUGAGGGUAUUCUUGUUGCCAAUAUUGGUAGCUAUAUGGGUGGUGUAGACUUGUGGCAGAAUGAAGGUGAUAAUUAUGAUAAUUUCGAUCCUCAAUCUAUGCACGAUAAGAUACUUGAAGUUGUGAGCAUAUCGGGGACCUGGCAUCUUGGAAAGCUUCAGGUAGGGCUUUCUCGAGCUCGAAGGCUUGCACAAGGGCAGACCAUUAAAAUUCAGCUUCUUGCUCAAUUACCUGUUCAAAUAGACGGUGAACCAUGGAUGCAGUCACCUUGCACGUUGACCAUCUCACAUCAUGGCCAGGCUUUCAUGCUGAAAAGAUCCUCAGAGGAACCUCUUGGUCAUGCUGCAGCUAUAGUGGCCGAUGUGCUGGCACAUGCCGAAACAAAGCAAGUGAUAAAUGCAGCACAGAAAAGAACUCUUCUUCAGGAAAUGGCACUCAAACUAUCUUAAUACACACACUCCUAGUGAGUUUUACUUGUAGCAAAUCGUAUAUUUAUAGUUCGUCUCUUUUUCCACGCGUGUCAUGUGUUUCUUUCACACUUGUAUACAAAUCUUAUUAUAAAUAUAAAAUGAAAAAGUUUUUGACCAAUUUAACCC